GUCUCGAAAGGCCAGCAGCCAGUAGACCUCGAGCCUUGCCACUCCUCCACAUUCUUCGAGCUUUAGAUCCUCUUCGGCGAGAUUCUUUGCACGUUCGCAGCCCAAAAAAUCUUUCCUGGAAACUUUAUUGGCGAUAAUUGUUGUCGAUCGUGAUUUGCGAGAUAUUUAGAUCUACUAAUUGGCAUAAGAAAAUAUGGAUGCGCGCACAGUGUGACGUGCUUCCUGAGGAAGUAAUUGACAGACAUUGUUUGAUGAUCACGGCAUAAUAGCGCGGCCGGAGAUGAUUCUGUGCCGUGAAUUGCUCUUCACUUGCCCUGGAGAGGUUGCAAGCGGAGAGGGUGUGGAGGGGCAGUGGAGCCUGGACCGGGAGUAGAGGGGGACAUGGAGGACCGAUCCAUCCCGACUGCGUUGUAGAUUUACACCAAACCUUCAUCUGUUGGUUGCAAAUUGACAAUCUCUCGUGGAAGGAAUAAUACCGGGACAGGAUUGCUGAAACAACAGUGAUGACAACGCGGUGUUGGUGAAAUUUGGUGAUAGUUCUGGUUGUGCAGAGCAGGAUAUAGAGGAGGAUUUUGAAAUGCUCUGAAGAUUCCGUUGAACUAUCUUCAUCUUGGAGCUCGGCCUGUUGCCCUGGCGAAGAUGGUCGUUGUCAGCUAACAAGCGAUGUGCUUACCUUUUCGGAAUGAUAUAAUUCUAAGGAGUGGCUUUUUACGUUGAUUUGUGGCUGAUUUGCAUGCCGACGAUGUCCUCGUGGAAGAACUUGUAGAAACGAAUGAUCCGUGCGUGAGAAAUUGCAGACUUUUGGGAAACGCCAAAUUGUCACAAUAGGCGCCUCUGUGUUGGGAUCUCUAGAAUUGUUUUGAACAGGGCCCAGGGGUCGAGAUGGAAGUUUGUGUUGACCUAGCCGGCAAUAGGAGAAGAUUUGGAAAAAACGAAUCUCCUUGGGUUUCGGUGUUCAAUCUCUGUAAUGCAGCUAUAGGAGCUGGAGUCCUCUCCUUCCCUUACGGUUUCCGACGAACCGGCAUUGUGGGAGGUUUAUUUUUCACGGGUAUUAUCUGGGUUAUCGAAGUUUUUGCAUUAUGCCUCCUAGUUAGAGUCACAGAAAAAUAUAGCUCGCAAUCAUAUCAGCAAUUGGUAUUCUCAGUGCUCGGGUCCAAAAUGGCUGUUAUCACUUCUGUGACUAUGAUCACUUUCUUAGUUGGAUCUAUGAUCUCCUAUCUCAUGAUUACAGGAGAUGUCUUUGCACCUGUUUUUGCCGAGCUUUUCGGGGAGACCUCCGCUUUCGCUGAUCGCAGAGUUGUAAUUUUAUUAUUUACCAUCAUGCUGAUCUUGCCACAUGCUUUGAAGACUACUUUUAUGGCGUUAUAUUUCAGUAGCGUCAUAUCGGUGGCCAUGCUCAUAUAUCUGACCGUUGUGCUGGUGACUAUCGGUGCCAAAGGCCUCAUAGCAAACGGCUUCCCUUCAGAUAUACUGAUGUGGGAAUCUGGUAGACGUGCAUUCAUCAUCAUAGACAUCGUCGUCUUUGCCUUUCAGUGUCACAUUCAGGUUGUCCCAAUCUUCGCCGAGCUUGCUGAGCACCCCUCUCCUUUUUUCGGUGAUGAGAAAGGCCUCCUGGAGGAACGUCUUCUGGAUGAGGAGGUUAUAGCGCAUAUAUCCUCGAGACAGAGAUCAGAAAGAGUGAAGCGUAUGGAUGGAGUCAUUUUUACUUCCAUGUCGUUGUGCGUCGUCUGCUAUUGCCUGGUUGGAUUGUUUGGUUAUUUGAUUUUCCCAGAUGUAGAAAGCGACGUUCUGAAGAGUUUCGGUGACAACAAUGGGUUCUUGAAGUUUGCUCGAAUUGGCAUGGCUGUGGUAGCAAUGGUCUGCUAUCCGGUACAGUCACAUCCUGCAAGAUCGAUUUUGGACGACUUUGUCAAGGCGUUCAUGAAGGCACCUGUGGCUGCUUUCUCAGUGGUCCGACAGACUUUACUCACUCUCUUACUAGCGGGUUGCACUUUGACAGUUGCACUCCUUACCAACGAUGUUGGAACGGUAUUCUCAGUUCUGGCGUCAUCGGGGGGUGUCAUGGUGGUGUUUAUCAUUCCCGGACUACUGCUAGUUAGAGGCAUACAUUCUGCACCGGUUGGAUAUACCGACCAUACCUUGGUUGCAGUGGAAGGAUACACCCGGAGAACUAGGACUACCACCCAGAAGUUCGUGCAGAUUGUUGGAGGCACUCUUAUGCUAGCCUUAGGAAGCCUGACAUACAUUGCCACAUGUUACGUCGCGGCCACGGGCAUGGAAUCGGACUCGGACUGAAAAGGUUAAGCUCAUCAUAUAUGAGAAACUGUAGCCCCUACUUAGCUCGGUCAAAACUAUAACAUCCAUGGUGAUUUGCUUCUCUAACUGUACAAUACUUCCUCCGAAUCAGAGAAACUGAUGUCAAAACACUUUCCGCGAGUGACGAGGUUGGACAUCCAAUUCCGUCCAGACCGUAAUCUUCAUGAUCGAUUCGGUCAACCAUGACAUGACAUGACAACCUUGAACUGUCAGCGACUCACAUAUCAAGUCACAAGGCAGAACACUGAACUCAACUCUCCGAGCUUUCCAAACCGCGGAGCAGCGUCUGAAUGUAUUCCGCACUCGUGCAAUUCAGUCCGCACGUGGAGAUUGCAGAUCCUUUUUCUUUCCUUCACAGCUAAGGUGUACAGUCGGGUGCAUCGUCCGACUCUCGCUGCUACAACUUCUCGCGAAAUUACUCUGAAGAAUCAAACAGAAAGCAGUGCCUUCGCGACGGAUUCACGUCAAGCAUACAUAACAGAACUGCGACGAGUUGCGCUCCCUUCAAUCAUUCGAUAUGGAAUACUGCACGCCUGAAUAAAUAACGAGCACGCGGUUGCUCUUUCUCCUUUGACUUCAAAGUUUGUCUGCUACUAGUCGGUCGUCUGGAUACUGUCUGCGACACACAAUCUCAUGCUCCUGAGCAUCAGGAUGCAUUCGCUGUGUACCUGGAUGCUGAGAGAAAAGAUCCCUCGAGUGAAACCUCUUGACUCUUGGGAUUAAGCGGGACAGGGUACAACUUGGGACCUCUCAGGGUUCAAAGGAUCCAGCCAUGUCCACGCCUCGGAGAGGUGGAUGGAUGGCAGAUCGUCCAUGACUGCGGGGACUCGUAUUGACUCCAACAGUGUUGCGUGGUGAGACGUGGCUGCUGUGGAGAGUGAGAGUCCAAAACAGGAUUUGGAGCUUGACUCGUGCUGAGGCAAUGGUUGCGGAUUGGGGCACAACGACCGCGCCUAGGCUGGGAGCCCGGCUCUCCUAGGGGCAGAGAAGAUCGAUUAAAACAUGGAAAACGCUUGACAAGUCUAAACGGGUGCCAAGCAGGUCCGUCUUGUUGUGGACUGUGCUCGUCCAGUGGAUUUUGGGAUUUCGACACACGCUUACUUUUGGAUCGGGUCAAACAACAAUUCUGAUGUCCUGAUCUGUAGAAUGAACAAAUCGCGUCACAGUGGAGAUGCACACGUGCACAAAUUGGUGACAUCAGAAUCUCUUGUACUAUCGAGAUGGAACUGGCAGCUCAACAUGACCGACAUGCUUCUGCAGGAAUGCUGUUUUGU
Marchantia polymorpha subsp. ruderalis is the source of this 3590-nucleotide messenger RNA. The record is from the annotation of a GenBank genome assembly. NCBI's taxonomy places the organism in Eukaryota, Viridiplantae, Streptophyta, Marchantiopsida, Marchantiales, Marchantiaceae.